UUAAUCAAAAUAUGUAAUUCAGAAUAUAAUUACAUUGACAUAUAUAAGUAAAUAAAAUAGAAUAAAACAAAAUUUAAAAAACAAGUAGAAUAUAAUAAUUAUUGAAUAUUGCAUUUUUCUGCCUAGCACAAAAAGUGCAUUCUUUAAAAAAAUAAUUUUAAUAAUACAAUUUUUCAGUGGACAUGAAAUACAAACAUAAACAACACGAAUCUCUUGCAAUGGUCACAAUGUAACAAUCCUCAGACCAUUUCAAGGAUGUAAACAAUAAAGGAAUUAAAACGCGAAGUUUUAGCAAAAAGAAUAGAAGCAAUGACGUGCAACAAUGUAGCAAGUCUUGACGGAAGGCCACGCCCCCCGUCCGCUCUCAUUGGCCAGUGCCCGUGUUCAACAGCUUGUCCUCUCCAUUGACGUCACGGGCGUCAGGCUUCGCACAUGGAAUUGCGAAUCAGUUGCGCUUUUGCGCUCCAGCCAGCCAAACUGACGGACGCGCGAGACUAUCCGCCGCUUAUUGGUGCCUGCGCACGGGCUGAGGACACUAUUCCCGCGGUGCAUUGAAAGAUUUUGACAUUUUUAUAAAUCGGCGGUUUUCAUUUCAGUUCUCCAGGAUAAUUGAUUUUUUUUUCUUUUCUUUUACGCGAUGGAAAAGAUGUCUCGACCUCUUCUUAUAAACUCAACAUUCCUACCUCCUACCCACGGCGUCCUAAAAUCCCUGCUGGAAAACCCCAUGAAACUGCCCUUUCACCACGAUGAAGGUUUUGGGAAAGAAAAGGAGAAGAAAUUGGAAGAGGAUGGAAACGGCAUCAACACCCCCCAGUCCGCCUUCUUGGGGCCGACGCUGUGGGAUAAGACCCUGUCGUACGAUGGCGAUAACUUCCAACUGGAGUACAUGGAUUUAGAGGAGUUUCUGUCGGAGAACGGAAUUCCUGCCAACGCUCAGAGCGAGCAGAACCAACCUUCCCAACAGACCCCCUCGGCCCCGGCAGCACCCUCUGUGGUCGAUCUCAGUAACCGGGCAACCACAUCGGUUCACUCCGGGAUAGUCGCCAGGAACUGCCUUCAGAGUCCAAACAGACCAGCUGUUCCCACUUCACGUGACACACCCAGUCCGAUAGAUCCAGACUCGAUCCAGGUUCCGAUUGGGUAUGAGCCCGACCCUGCUGACCUCGCCCUCUCCAGCGUCCCGGGUCAAGAGAUCUUUGACCCUCGCAAGCGCAAAUUCAGCUUAGAGGAGCUAAAACCGCAGCCCAUGAUCAAGAAGGCGCGCAAGGUCUUCAUUCCAGAAGACUUGAAGGACGACAAAUACUGGGCAAGGCGCAGAAAGAACAAUGUCGCGGCCAAACGCUCCCGGGACGCACGCCGGCUGAAAGAGAACCAGAUCGCCAUCCGCGCGGGAUUCCUGGAGAAAGAGAACGCGGCACUCAGACAGGAAGUGGCCGACCUGCGGAAGGAGCUCGGCCGUUGUAAGAACAUUAUGGCCAAAUACGAGGUGCGACACGGGCCUCUGUAAACCCCACCCCCACCCUGACAAAACCCCGCCCACUCCCUACAAACAGCCCCUCCCACCACCACUCUCCAGGGACUUCUGUGAGCCUCAUUAAGAGGCACCAAUUUCUCUUUUUCACCUCUCUCUCUCUCUCUAUGAAACCUGUUUUGAUUUUAUCACGUUGAAUACUUUGCCGAUUUAUUUUUAAUUUGUGCAUUAGUGUCUGUCUUCUUCCUCUUAUGUACAUGUCCCUGUAUUAUACACAGUAUGUAUCUCUCUUUUUAUUUGUUAGUUUGUUUGUUCCUUCACCAACGAUGGAUCGUUUUUUUUUUUUGUUUUUUUUUUCAUAAAUGAUUCCACAUGUCAUUUUAUACACCUGUAAUAUGGACAGGGAACUGAUAAAUAUUCUCCCUGCAAUUCGCCCUCGUGUCUGUCAAUCACCCACUCGGUCCAUCCCUCGUUUUCCAGAGGCUCCGCCCACUUCUUGUCACUCGCGCUUUUUCCUUCAAUUGACAAGUUUUUUGUGUAUAUUAAUGUAUUUUUAGUCGAAUAGCUGUACGCUUCUUCACUUUUCUUUCUGUCAUGUGUGUAUAACACUAGCUAGUGUAAGGGCAUGAUGUUCGUUUUUGUGUUUUUCCUGUUAUUUGUGUAUAGUUUCGUUUUUAAACAAACACCAGCGUUGUAUUUUCGUCUUUACUGCAUUGUCCAUGGAGCAAUAAGCCUAAUUCUCUUCAGAGGGCAAAAAUGUAUGAAAUGUAAGCUAGAUUCUUUUCCUCUAAAAUUUUCUGUGUUGGAAAAGCCUGUUUCAUACCACCAACACAUACGUGCGCAUCCGCACGAUGUGAGACGCACUUAACGUCAUUUUUGCUGUAGUGCGGAAACUUUCCCUCCAAAAUGCUGAAUCCAUUUUGUCUCACUUUCUCUUGCUCUAACCCCCUGCACUAAUGCGUGUUUCACAAUCUGACCCGGUGCAAUGUUUCUACUGUACCUACACGAUAAUCUGCCUGAUAUAUUUAUGGACUUUUUUUUUUUUUUUUUUUUUUUGAAUGGAAGAAUUUUUUCAGAAAUAUUCAGAUGUUAAUAACUACUAUUGUUAGAGCUGUUCUUAUUGUUAUAGCUGUAUAGUAAUUUUCCUGAUCAUUUAUUGUUUUACUGGAUAUUUCAGCAUGAAUAUUGUUUCAGAGUUGUGGCCUCGAACUAACUGUAAAUGGGUAACAUUCUUCUCUUUUUUUUUUUAAGAAUGGAUGAUUAUUCUGUCCUCUUUUUUUUCUUUCUUUUCUUUCUUUAUUUUAUACCCAAGCAUGUUUUAGAAUAUUAAUUUUUUUUUCACCAUUUGUUUUUAAGUAUAAAUAUAUAUAUUUGUAGUGAUUUUUUUUUUUUUGUAGAUUUUUUUUUCUUCUCAUUUUUCACUUUGUAGAUUUGCGUGUUCGGCUGUAUGACUGUAAUGAAUGUGUUUUAAGAGAUUUUGAGGUGUUUGAUUAGCAGGAUAGUGUUGUCUCAAAUGCUGUGGUUGAAACCCAAUCAGUUUGUUUACUACAGACCAAAAGAUUCAGCACACAAAAGAUUUAUUGAUAUAUAUAUAUAUAUAUAUAUAUAUAUAUAUAUAUAUAUAUAUAUAUAUAUAUAUAUAUAUGAAAACUAUUCUAUAUGUUGCUUUUUUGUACAGUAUUUUUUCCUAUAUAAUACUGUCUGAAUAUUUUCAAGGCACAACACAUACCGUGUAGUACAAGAGAUAUGAUAUAAAUAUAUGAUAGCGUUAAUAUAGAUAUAUAUCUGUUAUUCAGAACUAUGUGACAUAGUGUUUUGAUAUAUAAUAUGAUGUGUAUAACAGGGAUUUUAAUUCAGAAAAGUAAACCCCAUGAUCUAGUCCACUUAUCUGGGCAUUAAAAACCUUCUGCAUCCUUGUAUUCAAAUAGCCUUUAGUGUUCUGUCUCAGGAAACGUUAGCAACCGGACCUCACAAAUAAAAUCAAAAAACUAUAUAUACAUACAUACAGUAUAAAGGCCUAUAUAGUUUUCUGUACAUUAAUACAGUUUCUCCAAAUGGUAGGAGCUGCAAUACCUCCAUCGACCACAAGAGGCAGUAUAACUCACACUUAAUGUUUUUAAUGAGUUCUGGCUUACCAGUAUUGCUAUUGGUUCUUUGAAUGGAAAUCUAAAGGCUAUGCUUUCUAUACCUUCUCGUGUCCCUUUUUUUCACAGUAGAGUGUUGUUAAAGAAAGUUUAGAAAGGCAGCUCCUUGAGCUUUGCUUGGUUUGAAUGUUAAAAGUCUUGUUGUCAAUGGAGUCACUAGCUACGUUCGGGAUCGCAUACUAGCAUACUACUUGCACUUUAUCUGCAGUAUAUUGUAACUGCGCACUGUAAAUUUGAUCGAAAACCCAGAUGUAGAGGGUUAUAAGUUGAGAUAUUAAAUUAAAUUAAAAUUGCAACAUAACCAUUUUAUUUACCAGACAACCAGACAUCACUCACUGAAUUAAACAUGCAACAUAGUGAAGUCAUGUGGCAACCAUGUAGUAUACUACUGUUUAAAAUGUUCCAAUUACAAUUGUUUUUAAAUAGUAUGUAGAAUACAGUAUCGCUCAGCAUUCGGCAUGUAGUAUGCUAGUAUUCUAUUCUGAACAGCCACUCAGUAUGGAUUUUGAAACAUACCAAGUUACUUCAAAAGUUCCCACUGAAGCGCGGUAGUAACUACAGAUAUAGUUACUACAGUAAAUGCGAAUAGAUUCAUAUGUGGUCUCCUUCAGACAGUAUAAGAAACCUAAAUCUGUCAUUUUAAGUUCACAUUUUGAUGACCCUAAAACCUAGUUAACACAGUUUUACUGGAGUAACAAAAACUGUAUGGCAUUUUUGGUGUAACUAUGGUAACUAUGUAAGGGCCCUUUAAGCUGAGUAAGGCUGUAGAAGUUCCUCUGGUCUGAGAUCAGUUUUGCUCUGUCUGUUGUAAUUGAUAAAACAGGGUUUUAGGCAGGGCAGCUGAUCUUAGAUCAGCACAUUUCGAUUAAUCGCUGUUUCGACCGGCGACUUCAUUCUCAACAAUAAAAGUCCUUAUCUGCCCUAGUUCAGGCCAAAGUUAGCAUGCACAGAUUUGUGUAUUUGUUGAGGAUAGUUUGGGCAGAAAUGGUGCUGUUUUAUUUUUUGUUCUGUGUUCUUUUUAAUUUCCCAUUAUUUGUUCGUUUGUCACAUAAAUGCAGAUGUGAAGACUGUAGCAUGAGCUGCGUCUGUAUAAAGCCCUGUGUAGUUCACAAGCUGACUGUUUUCCAUCUGUACAAAUCUCAAAUAAAUCCAGGAUUAAGCCAAA
Messenger RNA from Myxocyprinus asiaticus (Chinese sucker), 4780 nucleotides. RefSeq names its product hepatic leukemia factor-like. Gene Ontology annotation, molecular function: RNA polymerase II cis-regulatory region sequence-specific DNA binding; DNA-binding transcription factor activity, RNA polymerase II-specific. The record is from RefSeq and is a predicted model, not a curated record. Gene Ontology annotation, biological process: regulation of transcription by RNA polymerase II. Lineage: Eukaryota; Metazoa; Chordata; Actinopteri; Cypriniformes; Catostomidae. Gene Ontology annotation, cellular component: nucleus. The transcript is spliced from 4 exons. Bases 638 to 1507 code for a protein of 289 amino acids.